CUCUCUUUUCCCUUUUUCUUUUGAAUAGCAUUUGGUUGCACGUUUCCUCUGGUGAGUUUCCAUUAAAUAUAUUAAAAAUAAACGAAAAAUCGCAAUAACGUGGCAGAAUUGACGCCGCCAUUAUGCAGAUCUUCGUGAAAACCCUCACCGGCAAGACCAUCACCUUGGAGGUGGAGCCUUCUGACACCAUCGAGAAUGUCAAGGCUAAGAUCCAGGAUAAGGAGGGCAUUCCCCCAGAUCAGCAGCGUCUGAUCUUCGCCGGCAAGCAGCUGGAGGAUGGCCGCACUCUGUCCGACUACAACAUUCAGAAGGAGUCCACCCUGCACUUGGUGCUCCGCCUGCGUGGUGGUAUCAUUGAGCCCUCGCUCAGGAUUCUGGCCCAGAAGUACAACUGCGACAAGAUGAUCUGCCGCAAGUGCUACGCCCGUCUGCAUCCUCGUGCCACCAACUGCCGCAAGAAGAAGUGCGGACACACCAACAACCUGCGCCCCAAGAAGAAGUUGAAGUAGACUAUGAUCAUCCGUCGACGGUCCAGGCUGGUCUUUCUAUCGACAAAACCAUGGUUAACCAUCUAAGUAAAUAUAUGUACAUUUUGUGAAACCACAUCUAAUCGAAAUGUAUUGCAUUUGCUGCCAAGGCACAGCCUAUUUACACCGUGU
Drosophila melanogaster (fruit fly) is the source of this 659-nucleotide messenger RNA. It is a transcript of the gene RpL40, whose product is annotated as ribosomal protein L40. NCBI's taxonomy places the organism in Eukaryota, Metazoa, Arthropoda, Insecta, Diptera, Drosophilidae. Gene Ontology annotation, biological process: translation. Bases 123 to 509 code for a protein of 128 amino acids. Gene Ontology annotation, molecular function: structural constituent of ribosome. The record is from RefSeq and is marked reviewed. The transcript is spliced from 2 exons. Gene Ontology annotation, cellular component: cytoplasm; nucleus; ribosome.